AUGGGCAAGACAUACAAGAUUGCAGUACUACCAGGUGAUGGUAUUGGCCCCGAAGUGUGUGACCAAGCCGUACAAGUGCUACAGACAGUAGCUGAAUUGUUUCAACACCACUUUGACUUCAUGCCAGCACUCUGCGGUGGUGCAGCCUACGAGCAGCAUAAAACUCAUUUACCUCAAUCAACUGUUGACAUUGUAGCGUCGUCAGAUGCCGUGCUCUUUGGGUCAGUAGGUGGGCCGACAGAUGCUCAAGAAGACCCAAAGUGGCGAGAUGCUGAAAAGAAUUGUCUGCUUGGAUUGCGUCAGAAUUUUCAAUUGGCCGUUAAUAUCCGCCCAGCAAAGAUUUACUCAAUGCUACCAGAUUUAUCUCCAUUAAAGUCAAGUAUCAUUUCGAAUGGAGUUGACAUGGUGAUUAUCCGUGAACUUGUAUCGGGUAUUUACUUUGGCGAACACCAGACAAUUGAUGAUACGGCCACAGAUAUCAUGAGAUAUACCGAGGCUGAGAUUGCUAAACCUAUGAAGUUUGCUUUUGAGACGGCAAUGAAGCGAUCCAAACGCCUGACAGUCGUAGACAAAGCCAAUGUGCUGGAUUGUAGUCGUCUAUGGCGCAAGGUCGCUAAAGACAUAGCCAAGAGCUUUCCGGAGGUGCAAUUGGACUUUUUAUACAUUGACAAUGCUGUGAUGCAGCUGAUUCGAAAUCCGUCCCAGUUUGAUGUGAUCGUGACGGGUAACAUGUUUGGAGAUAUCCUCUCGGAUGCAGCCUCCGUACUGCCAGGAUCAUUAGGUCUCAUGCCCUCAGCUAGUCUUGGUGAUAGUGUCCACUUGUUUGAACCUAUUGGCGGGUCAGCCCCUGACAUUGCUGGCAAAGAUCUCGCAAAUCCAAUCGCGCAGAUCCUGUCGGGUGCGCUACUGCUACGUUACUCGUUCAAGAUGGAAACGGAGGCUCAGCUGAUUGAAAAGGCUGUGGAGCAUGUGCUCUUAGAUGGUGUGCGCACAGGUGAUUUGACCAGGGAUCAGUCUGUAGUAGUGGGCACCAAGGCCAUGGGCGCUGCCAUUAUUGCCAAGAUGAAAGCGCUGAUACAUUAA
Molecule: messenger RNA, 1083 nt
Organism: Plasmopara halstedii
Lineage: Eukaryota; Oomycota; Peronosporomycetes; Peronosporales; Peronosporaceae
Product: 3-isopropylmalate dehydrogenase
Exons: 4
Coding region: 1-1083 (360 amino acids)
Biological process (GO): L-leucine biosynthetic process
Cellular component (GO): cytosol
Molecular function (GO): NAD binding; magnesium ion binding; 3-isopropylmalate dehydrogenase activity
Source: RefSeq, a predicted model, not a curated record